AAAAUGAAUAAAGACAAACAACUCGAUGAAGAUGAUGACGACAGCGACCAGUUUGAAGACUUUAUGGAGAAUUUUAACCAACUUGACCUGCUGGAGACGCACAGGCAUUUGAUUCCUGUAGGAACGCAGAGCUGUUGGUCUGGGCAGUCCGAUGAUGAUGACGAUGAACAAGAAAGAAGUGAGGAAUGGUACGAAAUGCAAGAAAAAAAAAUGGAAAAACAUCCAGAGAAGCUGCUACUCUGGGCAGCUGAAAACAAUCGGCUGAGCACAGUGAAGAGGCUGCUGUCCGAAAAGCUGGCUCCCGUGAACGCUCGUGACGAGGACCAGUACACUCCCCUCCACCGCGCGGCCUACAGCGGGCACCUGGACAUCGCCCACGAGCUGGUGGCGCAGGGGGCGGACGUGCACGCGCAGACGGUGGACGGCUGGACGCCGCUGCACAGCGCCUGCAAGUGGAACAACACGCAAGUGGCCGCGUUCUUACUUCAGCAGGGCGCAGACAUCAACGCGCAGACCAAUGGUUUGCUGACACCCCUGCACAUCGCUGCAGGGAACAAAAACAGCAGAGAAACCCUCGAACUCUUGCUGAUGAAUCGCUACGUGAAACCGGACCUGAAAAACAACUUGGACGAAACAGCCCUCGACAUCGCUAGGAGGACUGACAUAUAUCACUACCUUUUUGAAAUAGUAGAAGACUGCAUUAAUGCUGUCUCCCCUUAAAAGCUGCGGUUAAGCUUGUCGAUGUGAGGUUGGCUGCCUCCUGUUUGUGUUCUGCAUGCUCUUGGGUGCUGGUCUGUCCCUUUGCGACAAGGUUUUCAUUCGAGACACUUCAGUAUUC
This is a messenger RNA of Leptosomus discolor (cuckoo roller), 838 nucleotides long. It is a transcript of the gene ANKRD49, whose product is annotated as ankyrin repeat domain 49. The record is from RefSeq and is a predicted model, not a curated record. NCBI's taxonomy places the organism in Eukaryota, Metazoa, Chordata, Aves, Leptosomiformes, Leptosomidae. Gene Ontology annotation, molecular function: protein binding.